AGCCAGAGUCGGUUGGGGGAAGGUUGGGGUCUGUGGGAGCGCUCGUAGCAGCCGCCAUCAUGAGGGAGAUCGUGCACCUGCAGGCCGGGCAGUGCGGCAACCAGAUCGGUGCCAAGUUCUGGGAGGUGAUCAGCGACGAGCACGGCAUCGACCCCACCGGCACCUACCACGGGGACAGCGACCUGCAGCUGGAGCGCAUCAAUGUCUACUACAACGAGGCCACAGGUAGGGCCGGGCCCCUCCCGAGCCGCCCCCCCCCCCCCGGGCUCCCCGCGCCCCCCGGCGCCGCAGUGACGGCUCUCGCUGUGUUCGCAGGCGGCAAGUACGUGCCCCGCGCCGUGCUGGUGGACCUGGAGCCCGGCACCAUGGACUCGGUGCGCUCCGGGCCCUUCGGGCAGAUAUUCAGGCCAGAUAACUUCGUGUUCGGUCAGAGCGGAGCAGGAAACAACUGGGCAAAGGGCCAUUAUACGGAAGGUGCUGAAUUAGUCGAUUCUGUGUUAGAUGUUGUAAGGAAGGAGGCAGAAAGCUGCGAUUGUCUGCAGGGCUUUCAGCUUACUCACUCCCUGGGUGGUGGCACAGGCUCUGGCAUGGGUACCCUUCUCAUCAGCAAAAUCCGUGAGGAGUACCCAGACCGAAUUAUGAAUACUUUCAGUGUGGUGCCCUCCCCUAAAGUGUCAGAUACCGUGGUAGAGCCCUACAACGCCACGCUCUCGGUGCACCAGCUGGUGGAGAACACGGACGAGACGUACUGUAUCGAUAACGAGGCGCUGUACGACAUCUGCUUCAGAACGCUGAAGUUAACGACCCCCACCUACGGGGACCUGAACCACCUCGUGUCGGCCACCAUGAGCGGUGUCACCACCUGCCUGCGGUUCCCGGGCCAGCUCAACGCUGACCUGCGGAAGCUGGCGGUGAACAUGGUCCCCUUCCCUCGCCUGCACUUUUUCAUGCCCGGUUUUGCCCCGCUCACGAGCCGUGGGAGCCAGCAGUACCGGGCUCUCACCGUGCCAGAGCUCACCCAGCAGAUGUUCGAUGCCAAGAACAUGAUGGCAGCGUGUGACCCGCGUCACGGCCGCUAUCUGACGGUGGCCGCCGUCUUUAGGGGCCGCAUGUCCAUGAAAGAGGUGGACGAGCAGAUGCUCAACGUUCAGAACAAAAAUAGCAGCUAUUUUGUUGAGUGGAUCCCCAAUAACGUUAAGACAGCGGUCUGUGACAUUCCACCUCGCGGCCUCAAAAUGUCUGCCACCUUCAUUGGCAACAGCACGGCCAUCCAGGAGCUGUUCAAACGCAUUUCUGAGCAGUUCACUGCGAUGUUCCGCAGAAAGGCCUUCCUGCACUGGUACACGGGCGAGGGCAUGGACGAGAUGGAGUUCACAGAGGCUGAGAGCAACAUGAACGACCUGGUGUCCGAGUACCAGCAGUACCAGGAUGCCACGGCCGAGGAGGAGGGGGAGUUUGAGGAGGAGGCUGAGGAGGAGGCAGAGUAAAGCUAUGCAGUUGAACACCUGUAAAUUUUGUUUAAAGUUGUAUGAACUCUCUCUCAUUCAAAGGUUCUGUUCGUGUUGUGUUAUUAUUGCUGUUUCCGAGUCACUCCCAAUGCUGUACAGGCACCAUUAAAGCAGUUUUCACAGUGCAAA
This is a messenger RNA of Pipra filicauda (Wire-tailed manakin), 1637 nucleotides long. RefSeq names its product tubulin beta-4B chain. Bases 60 to 1487 code for a protein of 475 amino acids. Gene Ontology annotation, cellular component: microtubule; cytoplasm. The record is from RefSeq and is a predicted model, not a curated record. Lineage: Eukaryota; Metazoa; Chordata; Aves; Passeriformes; Pipridae. Gene Ontology annotation, biological process: microtubule cytoskeleton organization; mitotic cell cycle. The transcript is spliced from 3 exons. Gene Ontology annotation, molecular function: structural constituent of cytoskeleton; GTP binding; GTPase activity.